AAGUACACGCUGAUAGAUGAGCAGGACAUCCCCUUGGUGGAGAGCUACUCCUUCGAGGCUCGAAUGGAAGUAGAUGCAGAUGGAAAUGGUGCUAAGAUAUUUGCAUAUGCCUUCGACAAAAACCGAGGCAGGGGAUCUGGCAGGCUCCUUCAUGAGCUGCUAUGGGAGCGUCACCGGGGUGGCGUGGCUCCCGGUUUUCAGGUGGUGCAUCUCAACGCUGUGACUGUGGACAAUCGCCUAGACAACCUGCAGUUGGUGCCCUGGGGCUGGCGACCCAAAGCUGAGGAGACCUCCAGCAAGCAGAGGGAGCAGAGCUUGUAUUGGCUUGCAAUCCAGCAGCUCCCCACAGACCCCAUAGAAGAGCAGUUUCCUGUUUUGAACGUGACCCGGUACUAUAAUGCCAAUGGGGAUGUGGUGGAAGAGGAGGAGAAUUCCUGCACCUACUAUGAAUGCCACUACCCACCCUGCACGGCCAUCGAGAAGCAGCUCCGGGAGUUCAACAUCUGCGGGCGCUGCCAGGUGGCCCGGUACUGCGGCUCCCAGUGCCAGCAGAAGGACUGGCCUGCCCACAAGAAGCACUGUCGGGAGAGGAAGCGUCCCUUCCAGCAUGAGCUCGAGCCAGAACGAUGACGGGCAGUGGAGCUGCCACGCUGCAGGCUCAUGGCUUCCGGCUCUUCCGUGGACACAGCGGAGACUGGCAGUUCAGUCUGGAGGUGCUGAGGAAGCCAGUGUCUGGUCCAGAACAGCCACCAUGAAGCUCCCUAUGGCACACAAAGUCUGUGGGGACGGCGCCCCUCCAGUGUUAAAUCUCCAGCGGAGACAAGGGGAGAUCCCCCAGGACGUUUCUCAUUAUUUAUAUGUUAAUAUGUUUGUAAACUCAUGUACAGUUUUUUUUUUGGGGGGGGGAGACAAGGGGAUGGUUAGAAACCACAAAUAGAAUCACUUGCUGUAAUCCUCAAA
Molecule: messenger RNA, 960 nt
Organism: Octodon degus (degu)
Lineage: Eukaryota; Metazoa; Chordata; Mammalia; Rodentia; Octodontidae
Gene: Zmynd19
Product: zinc finger MYND-type containing 19
Exons: 5
Coding region: 64-630 (188 amino acids)
Source: RefSeq, a predicted model, not a curated record